AUGAGGUUCAACUUAAGCCAUGUGUUUCUUUUGGGACACUUAUGGUUCAGCGGCAUUGUGCUUGCUGACAGCAACUCCAAGCUCGCUAUACAAUUCUCAGAUGCUGAAAUACCUCCUCAAGUGGCCCAAAAGCUAGAGAAUUCAAUGUCCAUUCUGAAUACGUCACCGUCGAUGUGCGAUUAUAAAAGCGAUGUGGGAUCGUAUGAAAUUCUCCGGUCGAAUAAUCGACAGUAUCUAUGCCAUAUUCCAGAGAAAAGCCUGUACUGGUCAAAUAACACAUUAUCGGUUCCAUCUUCCAAUCUCACAUACGAGCUCCGCAACGAUGCCAAUUUUAUACGUCGAGCCAUAGAUCAGAUCUUUGCGUCGUUCAGCCUCAAGGAAUGUGUUUAUGUGUACAAUUUCAACUCGGGAUACUGGACGUAUGCGUUUUGUUUUGGUGAUAAAAUCAUCCAGUUUCAUGAGAACUUGCAACGCUUUUUCAAAACGGGCCAACACGAGCCUGAAUUCCCAGACUACGUGUAUGUCCUCGGACGAUUCAAGAACGAAGACAAUUCCAAAUGGCGGUCGAAUUCCAGAGCCAAUGAGAAAAUCAAAAACCAGUCCCUCUGGAAGGGUAACAAUCUCGAUGUCUCCGAGUUCACCAUUAUCGACAGCGAUGUCAGCCCAUUCACCAACGGACACUUGUCAGAAUCGCGGAGCCAGCGAUAUAUCCAGCACACGUUGAAAAUGGGUGGAAUUUGCGAUCUUACCAAUGAGCCUCGUUCGGUCGAUGUGAUGUACAAGUGCGACCCCAAUAACCGAGGAAUGGUGGAGAUUGUUGACAUUCAAGAGGUUAAGACUUGUCAUUAUCAGAUGACCGUGUCGCUUCCACGACUCUGUAGUAUUCCUGAGUUCCGCCCUAAUGAUGUUGAGGACAGAGUCACAACCAUCAAUUGCAAAAGUAUUGGUGAACAGCAUGAAAACUCCACUGAACUCGACUUUUACCAAUACAAAGAACACCAUGACCUAACGUACCAGUUCCCCGUUCGAAAGAGCUCCAAGAUCUCAUUUGCGGAUGUUCAAUUGGUACCACUUGGCUUAGGUUUCUCCAUUGCUAGUUUCAAGAAGGAACUAGAUACACCAAGCUUAUAUUUGAAACACCGUCACAUACUCAUUUAUAAUGGUCUCCCAAAGAACCAACGUGACUUCAUGCGGCAUAUAAGUCUUGCUUUCGAGCAGCUGAUGGGUUCCAUAAUGCUAGCACCGGUUUUCGAUGAAGAUGUUCAGCCUCCACUACAGUUCCUGGAUACCUUCAUUCUCUGGUUUGAAAUCUACGACUUUUACGGCCAGUUCCUCACCAUGGUGAGAGUAGAGCGGGACGGCACAGAGGAGAAGAAAUUGCUCUACAUUUCCUUGGUAGAUCCAGAAACAAUGCUUGAUCAGGAUGGAGACUUGGUGGAGGUGAAGAGUAUGCAGGCACCUAAUGGGGCAUGGAACUAUGAACUAUUCACUCGAUUAUUAGAUACCGCUACGUUUACAGAAACGAGCACUGUGAUUGUAAUAGAGACAGCGACCGGGGUACCGGAAAAUGUGGCAGCAACACUGGAGCUAAAUCACGAUGAACUAUAG
Molecule: messenger RNA, 1608 nt
Organism: Meyerozyma guilliermondii ATCC 6260
Lineage: Eukaryota; Fungi; Ascomycota; Pichiomycetes; Serinales; Debaryomycetaceae
Exons: 1
Coding region: 1-1608 (535 amino acids)
Biological process (GO): retrograde protein transport, ER to cytosol; endoplasmic reticulum unfolded protein response
Cellular component (GO): endoplasmic reticulum lumen
Source: RefSeq, a predicted model, not a curated record